GUGAACUAAACUUGAGUGUUCAAGUGACUUGCAGGCAGCCUUGCAGAAACUUGUUUUGAUUGAACAGCAGAAGGUCUGAACUGUCGUUUAUCCUUUCCCAGUGUGUUGUGAGACAAUUUUGGCUGUCUCAUGCAGACAGUAUUCUAGCAUGUAAACUGCAUCCCACUCACUUGGAAGUAAAUUUUAGAAGGGCUGAAUAGGGGAGAUAAAUCCUAUGGGAAAUUAAAUCACAUAUCCUUUCAGAAACUCCUGUUAAAUGAGUGUAAACUUAAACCUGAAAGUUUCCUAUAUAUUGAGCAAAAGACCCCCUCACGAGCUGUAUGAAGAACCAGUAAAAGGAAAAUUAUCAAGGAAGGUGUACUCUUGCUAUCAUGGAUCAGUUUGGAGACAUAUCAGAAGGCGAAGUGGACCAUUCUUUUUUUGACAGUGACUUUGAAGAAGCAAAGAAAUGUGAAAGUAACUUAUUUUUUGACAAGCAAAAUGAUGACCUAAAGGAGAGAAUAAAUAGGGAUGCUGAAAAUUUAGACUUGAAAUUAGGGUUACAAAAUGAUGAGCUUAAGGAGAGAAUAGAUAAGGAUGAAGAAAAUCUAAAUAAAUUUGGAAAGCGAGCAAAGGAAAAUUAUCUUAUGGAGAAAGGAAAUGAAAGAAAAUCAAAAAUUCCUUCAGAGGAACACUCUGUAGAGAGUACUACUCAAACCAGAACUUCUUCAAGAUCAAAAAAAACAUGUGAUGCUGCUGCAGGACAGAAAAUGCACUUGCACAUUCCAAGUAGAAUUCCUAAGAUUGUCAAAGAAUGUGAGGAAGAUUACCAUACUGAUGGGGAGGAAAGCAGUGAUGAUGGGAGAAAGCAUCAUGUGAGGUCCAAGUCUGCUAAGCCAUCUAAUAACUUUAAAAAAAGUUUAAGUAAAAAGUAUUCUAAAAUCAGUUUCUCCUCCUCCUCUUUGUCUUCCACAUCUUUAAGUUCAGGUUCAGACUGUUCAGAUAGGGGACCUGACAUCCCGAAAGCUGAUUCAUGUUCAUCAAGGAAACAAAAAUCUGGAGUAAGCCUUUUAUCACCAAAACAGAAAUAUAAAUCAGGAAUAAAAUCAAUAGGAACUCAGCCUACCAAUGCUAAAACAAAAACUGGUGUCUAUACUGAAGAAUCUGAAGACACUGUGACAGAUGUAACUCCUUUGUCAACUCCAGACAUCAGCCCUGUGCAGUCUUUUGAACUGGGCACGUCAUAUGACCAAAAAGUAGUAAAAGCUAAAAGGCAAGAAAAUGUGAGUCAGGAUGUAUGUGAAGAUAUUGAGGUUUUAAAAAAUGAUUCAAAAUCUUUGAAAUCAGCCAAAAAAGGGAAAGAAAAGCAUGGGCCAAAUGUUACUCCUAAGCCAUCAGUGUUAGAGUCAAAUUUAGACCACAGAUCUAAACAAAAAGUUGUACAUGACACAAUGGACCUUAAUCAUCUUCUGAAAGCUUUUCUGCAAUUAGAUAAAAAGGGACCACAAAAGCAUCACUUUGAGCAGCCUCCAGUAGUGCCUAGGAAAAACUACUCUUUUACAAGAGAAGAGGUGAGACAGAUUGAUCGGGAAAAUCAGAGGCUUUUGAAAGAACUGUCAAGACAGGCUGAAAAACCAGGAAACAAAAGUACAAUUCCCAGAAGACCGAUUAGUCAUCCUCCUAAGUUAUACCAUAGUGCUCUCAACCGACAGAAGGAACAACAGAGGAUUGAAAGAGAGAAUUUGGCUUUCUUGAAAAGACUUGAAGCUGUGAAACCAACAGUUGGUAUGAAACGCUCAGAACAGCUGAUGGACUAUCAUCGAAAUAUAGGUUAUCUCAACCCAUCACCAUCGAGACGAGUGAGAUCUACUCUUGGCCAAUAUAGCCCAUUCCGAGGAGCUUCCAGGACAUCCAGUGCUACCAGUGGUCUCAGUUGUAAGACCGAUGGAUCCCUUCUGGACACGUCUAGUAGCCUGUUGCUAAGACCUAAACCCCCAAAUGUUCGUACUGCUUGGUUAUAAAACCUUUCUUACCUUUAUACAUUGCUUCAUCCAAUUUCAUUGAUGUGCUCUUGUUGUAUAUUACUGUAUCUGUCCUUGUAAACACCUAUAAUAUGUUUCCAAUAAUUUAUACAACAGUGAAUAUAAUUUAUCAUUGUUCAUUGCAAAAUUAUUGUCUUAACAGAUAAUCUGCUGUAAGGUCAGUGUUUCCUAUGAUGGCAUAUUUCUAUGAGAGAUUUAUACUUAACAGAAAUGGUAGUAUGCAUGAAUAUUCAGCAUAGAAAUUGAUUCAGCUGUCAUUGCUAACAAGAUAGGUGUGUGUCAAACCCAAGAUGUUUGCUGUAUGGUUUUCAUAUUGUUUUUAUUUCUUGUAAGCUUUAAACCAUUAGUUUACCUUCUAAGUUUGAGUGGCUUGUCUUUCCUUUGCUUUAGAACCUCUGUGGCAUGAGUCAUACCUGAUUGUAUGAGUGUUACUUAACACUUCUUACAUUAUGAAGUUUAUUCUUCUGUGUAGAGUUGAUUACACUUUGAUAAGCUUGAGAACAGCAAUCCUUGUGAUUCACCAGAGGUGCCUAGUACUUCUGUAAGAGGCCUAACAGUUUUGAUUGUCCAUUCCAAACCUUUUUAUACUGAAUAAUAUAAAGUUCAAUUUAAAAGCUCUUCUUUGGGGUUUUCGUACAUUCGGGCAAAGUACUGUGAAGGAUUCUGAGAAAAAUAGGCAGGCUUCAGAGAUACAGUCUACUGCCUUGUCUGUCUUCCAGACCAGAUCAGCUGCAUCAUAAACAGACACCAGUAUUUGUUGAAUCAGUAAAUAGCACUAGCAAUUUGACUGUUAGAACAGUGUUUUAAGUGAUUUUACUGUUCGCUUGUUGUGCUAGGAUUUAGUAUAUUGUAUUAAGAGGCUUAGUGUAACAAAGAAAAACUUUAGAAAUAUCAACUAAUGUUUAUAGGGUAUUGUAAAGAAAACUAAAAUACCAACAAUAAGAAAAUUUAAAUCACAAAUUGGUUGAGGCUACUGCUUUAAAUAUUAGUGAAUUUUCUUGGUUUGAUGUAUUUGAUUUGGUUGAAUCCUGGAAGUAUCAUUUUUUACUAGUAAUGUGGCCUAAUGUGAUUUAAAGGCCUAGUAAACGUGAAGGAAUUGUUAGUGUCAAGAUGGGGUGUGACUUUUGAAACCGAUAUUUUUCUGUCAGUUUUUAGACUUAUUUCAUAGUUCCCACUGUUUUUCGUUAGUGUGUGUUUUGGUAUACAUGUAGGUUGUAUAAAAAUAUUUGCAUAUUCAAUGACAAAUCUUUUUUUAAGUAUGAAUUUUCUGUAGCUACAAUAAAAUUUGGUUUUUGUUUUUCAAUGUUCAAGCCCUGUAAUGUGUAUACUACACAUUUUACUAAACAUCAUUUCAUAAGUUGCUGGUCUUAGUUUGUUGUAAUCGAGUUUGUUAAUGUAGGGCAGUGAAACUUAGGAAUAGUAGGGUAAAAAAUUUCAUGGCUUUUUUUUUUUUUUUCUGCUUUCUUUGGGCUAUAAUGUUCUUUGACACUUGCUUCUGGUGAAGAAGUUUUUAUACCUGCUUCCUCUAUAAACUUUAUGAUACAAACCAAAGUUUUGUUUUCUUAACUUACUGCAGUUUUAGUUUUGGUGUAACAACUUAAAUUUAAGACCUCAGCAUUUGGACAUUUGCCCAAUAGUAAAUUAGUCACAUUGAAAAAAUUGAUGUGUAUUUGAGAAAAAUAUGUAUAAAAUCUUUUGUGUUUGUACUAGCAUUGCCUGAGUUCAUUUUAUAUGUUCUUUGCUGCCAAGAAUCAGAAAAUGACACCUUCAUUCAGAAAGCUAUACUAUGCAUGAGUUCAACUUGAAGUAAAAAGUGGAAAGAGCAGCCAUCUUUUCUAAACAAAGUUUACAGUUGUCAUAGUUCCUUAUAUGUGAUGAGCAGAAUUGAAGAGAGGAGUUAGAAACCAAACAUUCUUUGAUAGAUAAGUCAAGGUGCUACUGUUUAAGGGGCAUUUUUAGUGGCAGUGUCGAGUAUAUUGCUCUCUUCAUUUUCAGGAACAUAAAAAAGUAGAUGAUUGGCACUAUUGCUCAUUUGCUGAUAUACUUAAUAUACAUUAUGCACACUUGAAGAUUUAUUUAUAUCUAGUAAGUAUUCUAGCCCGAGGUCUAGUUAUUCUUAUUGAGAAUUAUUUUCAUCUCUGCCCAAUGUUAAAACUAUUACUGCUUCCCUUUUAAAUGAAUUUCUGCAAAAGGUGUCAUGUUAAAAUUAUUUCUUACGGAGUAGCUAUUAACUCUUACUUCCCUUGCUUUUUCAAUUACUUUAAAAGGCUGCUUUCUUGGCAACUAUUUCAAAUAAAAGUUUUCUGGUUUGUUUCUACAUGUACCAUCAUGCAUUUGUUUCCAGCCCUUUAACCCAGGUACCUGAAAUGGGAAUAUAGAUAGCUUUAAAAUAUGAUUGAAAUAGAAAUGAUUAUAUGCAUCUCAUCUUCAAAUUCAAGUCCACUAACCAAAAUGUGUGGACAAAACUGAACGUAUGAAGACAAAACUGAAUGUGUGACGACAUUCACUGUAUUUUAAUCAUUAAAUUUGUUUAAACUUUAA
Molecule: messenger RNA, 4562 nt
Organism: Jaculus jaculus (lesser Egyptian jerboa)
Lineage: Eukaryota; Metazoa; Chordata; Mammalia; Rodentia; Dipodidae
Gene: Cfap97
Product: cilia and flagella associated protein 97
Exons: 5
Coding region: 372-2000 (542 amino acids)
Biological process (GO): spermatogenesis
Source: RefSeq, a predicted model, not a curated record